CCGAAGGAGAUUCACGAGAUUAAGGAUUUCCUUCUCACAGCGAGAAGGAAGGAUGCACGUUCUGUGAAAAUUAAGAGGAGCAAGGAUGUUGUCAAGUUCAAGGUUCGAUGUUCCAAGUAUCUGUACACACUCUGUGUGUUCGACUCCGAGAAAGCGGAUAAGUUGAAGCAAUCUCUUCCCCCAGGUUUGAGUGUCCAAGAUGUUUGAAGAUGAAGCCAUAAUAGCUUGCGAGCUAUAGCGUAAUGUGUUACGCAUGUCUAUGUUGAACAAUGAGA
Messenger RNA from Ananas comosus (pineapple), 275 nucleotides. Its product is annotated as 60S ribosomal protein L38-like. The annotation marks the transcript as partial. The transcript is spliced from 2 exons. Lineage: Eukaryota; Viridiplantae; Streptophyta; Magnoliopsida; Poales; Bromeliaceae. Gene Ontology annotation, molecular function: structural constituent of ribosome. Gene Ontology annotation, biological process: translation; protein-RNA complex assembly. The record is from RefSeq and is a predicted model, not a curated record. Gene Ontology annotation, cellular component: cytosolic large ribosomal subunit; ribosome.